Messenger RNA from Trematosphaeria pertusa, 1010 nucleotides. RefSeq lists its product as uncharacterized. The transcript has a single exon. The coding region runs from base 112 to 951 and encodes 279 amino acids. Lineage: Eukaryota; Fungi; Ascomycota; Dothideomycetes; Pleosporales; Trematosphaeriaceae. The record is from RefSeq and is a predicted model, not a curated record.
CAUCGAUAAGACUGUGUUCUUCACUACCGCGACUGACUGCUACACAUCUACCGUGCAAGCACAUCUCUCGCCUUAGAUAGCACCUCGUCCCCACCCAAGCGGACACCAAUCAUGGCAGGAGCACACUCCUCCGCCCCCAAGGGCCUCUCCCGCAUCCCCCUACCCCCCGACAUCACACACCACAUCUAUGCAUCAGCGACUGCAGUAUCCGACCUUCGAAGGGAGUUCCCGGUGUCGGAACCGGCCAUCACGCGCGUCUCCCAGACCACUCGCGCCGAAAGCCUGCCAUCGUACUACAAGAACAAUCGGCACGUCAUGGAGUACUUCACGUACGGGACAGAGGCCGUUGGCUUUAUGACCUGGAAGCGCGGUCGCGCGGUUCCGCCGAGCGUGGUGCCGAAGCUGCGAUGGUAUUUCUUGAGGCUCAAGAUUGAAGUCAGGCGUGGGUAUCUGAUUGUGGAGUGCAGUAUUAAAUUGCAUGUAGGGAAGAGGAAUGACGGAGUGGUCAAAGAUUGGACCAUCAAGUUUAGAGAUGGGCUGUAUACGUGGAAAGAUGAGGACACCGAUUGGUCGGUUGGAGAGGGCGAUGAUGGACUGUGUCGGGGGUUGGGUAAAGUUGUUGUUGAAGGAUGGGGCGGCGCUGCUGAUGUUGCCGGUCUUUGCGAGGAGCUCGAGAAGUCUUACAGGAAUAUUCUAGCUUCGUGGUCGAGAAGAGAGUCUGGGGGUGACGGUGGUGACGGUGGUAAUAGUGGUGGUGGCAUGGCUUUGGAGAACGUUGAUCUAGAAGUUGGCAGUGGCUUGCGAGCCCAGGAUAUGGAGGACCUUGAUCGAGAGACCAUUGCUGUGGGCGAUAAAUGGGCGGAAGAACUUGGUAAGUGGACGGAAAGAGCCUUGCAGCCACCGGUAGGUCGAUUGCUUCCCCACUGGCGACCAGCGCAGGUAGGGGACUGAUGUUGAUAAUAUGCAAACAGGAUGAUUCUAAAUAAUCAGGUUCUUUACUCGAACCUACU